CGUAGCUUUAACCAGUUGCCCUCUUUCAACUCUUUAUCCAUUGAGUGGUUAACCGGAACUCCAACUCCAACUCGCCGGCCGGUGGAACAAUAAAGGGAUUAUUGCAGGAAUGGAGACAAAACAAAAUUUUAAUAACUUCAUAGUUGGGAAUUUUCCAACUUUGAUGUACAUUCCAGACUUCAUCUCGGAUGCUGAAGAAGCCCAGCUCCUAACUAAUAUUUACCAAGCACCUGUAUGCAAGUGGACAUCUUUGAAGAAUAGAAGACUGCAAAAUUGGGGUGGUAUUGUCCAUGAAAAGGGUCUUCUCCCUCAAGAUUUGCCUCCUUGGCUAAAAAAGAUAACAGAAAGAAUAGCUGAAGAAUCAGGACUCUACCCUUCUCCAAUCAAUCAUGUUCUCAUCAAUGAAUAUCUUCCUAACCAAGGCAUAAUGCCACAUCAGGAUGGGCCUGCGUAUUUCCCAGUUGUAUCCAUUUUAUCUCUAGGAUCACCUGUUGUUAUGGAUUUCACACCCCAUCCAAAACUACAAUCUGGGGAUAUCAUUAGGAGGAAGAAUGAUGAGGAGAAAACUGAAGAAGGGGCUGUGGCGAUUGUGGAUAAUCAGCAUCCAAUUUCCAUCCUUCUGAUGCCCAGAAGUUUACUGAUUUUCAAAGAUGAUGCAUAUUCAGGAAAGUUCACGUCUUAUGUUGCUUUUAGUUUUAUAUAGGAAUAUUCUUGUCAAAGGAAAUAACAAAGUUGUGACAAUCGUUGUGUUUUUUCAGAUUACUUGCAUGGCAUAAAAGAUAGUGAGGUACACCGAUAUCAUCUGGCUGUUAACAAGAAUGAGGCAGAAAAGGUGGAAGUAACAGCAAAUGGAGAUAGCAACGUAAUCCAUAGGCAUGAAAACAGAAUCUCAUUGACAUGCCGAUUGGUAUCAAAGGUUCACAAAAAUCUGUUCAGAUUUUAGAAUUUCUCUUGGAUCACCCCCCUCUUCUUGCUCUGUGACUACAGUGAUGCAUUUGAACUUUUCCUCAUAAGACCUUUUAAGUGUCUAGUUUAGGAAGUUUUGAUCUUUAAGCAAACAAUUAACUAACAAAAGUUCAUUUGUUUUUGUUUUUGGUUUUUUAUGCGAAAUACUUGUGACAUAAAUCAACACAAUGCACGCCUGGAGCUUCAGACAUGAGACAUUGUCAAUGUGACUGAUAGAAGCUUUCUAUCAGUUUAUUUAUCUUUUUAUAAUUGUAUUUUCUCUUGGAUAAUCAUUUUAUUGACAACGGUGGAUGAUAACGGCCUUAUUGCAUCAAACCAAUAGAUUGUGAAUGUUGCACAAGCAACCUCUGGUGAUCUGGUAACAUACAUCAAAUAUCUUAAUUCAUGUCAAGGUUUAAAUCUUUAUUGAGACAGUUGUGAUAUUUUUCUAUUUUCUCAAACUUUCCCAUUGUUCAAAAAAAGAGAGAGAGAGAGAGAGAGAGAGAGAGAGAGAUUGUCGAUUGUUAAUUUGUAAAAAAAUAUCCGAGAAAUAAGUUCUUAUUGUUGGA
This is a messenger RNA of Rubroshorea leprosula, 1514 nucleotides long. The record is from the annotation of a GenBank genome assembly. Lineage: Eukaryota; Viridiplantae; Streptophyta; Magnoliopsida; Malvales; Dipterocarpaceae.